CUAAUUGAACUUAGCAUUAUUGUAGGUAGGUACAAAGAUUGAAGCAUCGGCCAUUGUUGGCUGAAAGAAUGCAGUCCAACUCACUGAAGGAUUAUUUGAAAAGGUAUCAAAGUAACACUGAAGAUGAGAAGAAAAGUAAAAAGAAGAAGAAGCAGAAGCAGAAAAGUCAGCCAAAACCUAGUGGCUUGUUAGUUGUGGAUGAAGAUCCCACCUGGCAGAAACCCGUAGAUCUCGGGGAAGAAAAUGAUGAGAAAUCGUCUGAUGAGGAGAAGCCAAUUGUUGAUGAAGACAUUGAAGUGAAGCGUAUGAAGAGGCUUGAGCAGUUGAGGGCUAGACGUCCUUAUCAUGCUAUAUCUGAGGAUGGAAGUGGUUGGAUUUCACUUUCUUCUCAGCCUGUUGAUCCUUCUAAUGUAAACGAUGAUAUGUCUCCACCCCGUAAACAAAGGGUUCGAAAUGACACUCCUUCACCUGCACGUCAGCCAAGGUCAUUGGAUCCAGAUCUUGAAGAUGCUGAUUUAUCACCUCCACGACAGCCUCGCAGAGGUCAUCAUAACCUGAGUCCUGACAUUUCUCCCCCUCGCCGUUCUCAGCGCCAAAUAUAUGAUGACAAAAAUAAGAAUUAUAAGACUUCUGAUUUGCAAGAUAUUUCUCCACCUCGUGGUCGUCGUCAUGAUUCUCCAAUGAAAGACCCUUCGCAUGGAUAUGAGGAAUCAGACCUUUCACCCCCAAGGAAACGGCAGAAGGAUGUUGCAAGAGGGAGUUUGGCUGGUCGUUCUCACCGUCAUUCACCUAGCCUUUCUGAAAAUGUUUCACAUCCAACUUUGUCUCCAGACUUAUCUCCACCACGGAAACACCAAAAGUCCAAUGCAGCACCUGUCAGUGACAGAAAAACAGGUUUGAUUUCUGGUAAAGAUAUCAGAGAAGAGAUUGACAAAAAGAAGAAGGAUGAUUUGAUGAGAUUUAAAAUGAUGGAUCCUUCAAUCAGUGGGCGUGGUGCUGAACCAGUAUAUCGUGAUAAAGUAAAAGGAGUACGCAUUUCCAAGGAAGAAUACGUGAAGUCAAAACAGAAAGUAGAAGAAAAGCCAAAGGAGAAGGAAAUAGAAUGGGGCAAGGGCUUGGCUCAGAAGAGGGAAGCUGAGGCUAGGAUGAAGGAACUAGAAACCGAGAAGGACAAGCCUUUUUCACGCAGCAGGGACGAUCCAGAACUUGACAACAUGCUCAAGGAUAGAUUAAGAUGGGGUGAUCCUAUGGCACAUUUGGUAAAGAAAAAAUAUCCAGAGCCUGUUCUUCCGGAUUUGGGAGAAGGUGAGAAGAUGAAAGAAUCAGGUUUUGUUGUUCCGCAAGAUAUUCCAGAUCACAGCUGGUUGAAAAGAGGUUUAGAUGCUGCACCAAAUCGCUAUGGGAUAAGGCCGGGACGACAUUGGGAUGGAGUUGAUCGUAGUAAUGGUUUUGAGAAGGAAAUGUUCAAGAGAUCAAAUGAGAGGCAAGCUCGAGAUAGAGAAGCAUAUCUUUGGUCUGUCUCUGAUAUGUGACAGCGAUGUAGUUUGUUAUUAAUUCAGAUUAAUUUACCUUUUUGUCCAUUUUUUGUGUUUUGGGGUCUGCAUCUUUCUUGGACAAAUAAAUAUUCCCAAAAAAAGAUGAAUUCUUUGUUUUUC
Messenger RNA from Arachis duranensis, 1655 nucleotides. RefSeq lists its product as uncharacterized. Gene Ontology annotation, cellular component: U2-type spliceosomal complex; RES complex. Gene Ontology annotation, biological process: mRNA splicing, via spliceosome. Lineage: Eukaryota; Viridiplantae; Streptophyta; Magnoliopsida; Fabales; Fabaceae. The coding region runs from base 69 to 1532 and encodes 487 amino acids. The transcript has 7 exons. Gene Ontology annotation, molecular function: RNA binding. The record is from RefSeq and is a predicted model, not a curated record.